AUGUCAGUUGAUUAUGCAUCUAAGCUGUCCUACUAUCCCAACAAAGGAGUUUGUGGUCUACCUGAAGUUCUCGAUGACGAUUCCCAACUAGAUUUUAAACUCACUGAACUUGUUAAUUUGGUACGUCGAUCCACCUACAUAGUUGUGCAUACUGGAGCUGGUAUUAGCACAUCAGUGGGUAUACCGGACUUUCGAGGUCCUGGUGGUGUCUGGACGUUGGAGAAAUUUGGAAAGAAGCCUAAACUUUCUAUACCUUUUGAAAAAGUGAUUCCAUCACUAGCACAUCGAGCUCUUGUUGAAUUGGAAAAACAUGAUGUUGUCAAAUUCUUAGUGACUCAAAAUAUCGAUGGGUUGCACUUGAGAUCUGGCUUUCCAAGAGACCGUUUGGCUAUUCUACAUGGUGAUAUGUUUCUUGAAUCAUGUAGUGCUUGUGGAACUUUAUACGCUCGAUCAACACCUUCAGGAUCAGUGGGUUUACGGCAGUCAUCAGUUGUAUGUACCUAUUUGAAACCUAAUAAACGGUGUUGCAGAGGAAAGCUUCGUGAUACUAUUCUUGACUGGGAAGAUGAUCUACCACUCUUAGAUUAUAAUCUCGCAAUAGAACAUUCAAAAAAAGCAGAUCUUCAUAUAUGUAUUGGCUCAUCACUACAAAUGUUCCCUGCUGCUGGUCUUCCUCUUACAAAUGUUUGUAAAACUGUCAAUAACAGAAGUACCAACAACUGUCCUUUCAUUCAAAAUGAUUAUAAAAUUGAGAGUUCAAAGAAUCUUGGAUCAAAACUAGUAAUUAUUAAUCUACAGCCAACAAAAAUGGCUAAAUAUGCAACUUUGAACAUAAAUGCACCGGCUGACUUCGUAAUGAAAGUAUUAUGUGAAAAAUUGAAUAUAUUGGUCCCAUCCAUAUCUCCACUCAAUGAUAGUUUGUAUUCACCAGUAAUUGUUUUGAGGUCAGUGCAUUCCAAUUUAAAAGUACAAUGUCCAUGGCGUAUUCUCCCUCAUCCAACCAAUAAGCAUUCACUUCUCAUCGUUCAAACUAGUAGUCAGUGCAUGGAACUAAAAACAAAAAAGGAUGAUGAAACGAGUUGUUUUCAGUCUGAAAUUGUUCCAAACGAGUCACGCAGUACUGUUUCAUUUCAGUUGUUUAAAUUAGAAUCAACGUCUUGA
Schistosoma margrebowiei is the source of this 1161-nucleotide messenger RNA. The record is from the annotation of a GenBank genome assembly. Lineage: Eukaryota; Metazoa; Platyhelminthes; Trematoda; Strigeidida; Schistosomatidae.